AUGUCUGCGAAUACAGAUGAUCAAAAUAACACUGUUAAACGAACAAGCGUUAUCCGAGCUCGUGGUUCGAGAGGACGACCUCCUCCAGCAACGUCAUCGCUUUUACCUAAUAUAACACAUCCUCCUGUUAAUGUGAACGACAAUACAAAUCAACAACGCCCUGGCAGUGACCGAAACUGUGACUCUGCUAGAAAUCAUGGAGAUCGAGGUCGUGGUUUUGGAUAUCGUGGCUCAAAUCCCAGAGUUUUUGUUAGACGAACCAAUUCAAAUGAUCAUAAUCUCAAUACCAAUGUAAAUAACAAUAGACGUUCAUCAUUUGCAACAAAUGCACCAACGACUGAUAGAGUAUCCAAUCAAAGACCAUCGCACCCUUCUGUUACAUAUUCUAUGAUGAGCGAAUUACUGGAUAAAAGUCCAGAUGAAGUUCUCGCGGAUAUGCUUCAUCCAAAUUUUGAACUAAAGGCCUUGCUGAAAGAUAGACGAAUGAAGACGAAUUAUGAGUGGACCUUAGCAAUGACAAAAUUACUUGAAAAGAUUAGCACUUGCGAAGGACCUCGACAAAGUAUAGUGAAGAUUUUCGAAAAACUACCGCGAACGACUUAUAUCGAUGGUGUGCACGACGAAAUCAUAAAACCUGACGUUAUUACUGAUGAGUUACGCUUUGAAUUUAUUCAAUCAUUUUUGAAAAUAUCCGCUCAGUUUCUCGAUUUAAUACCACAUUCAGCCGAUGAUCUAACGAAAGUCUUUGACCGUCUUGAGCUAUAUUUUUUCAAGAAUAAAACCACAUCUCCAAAAAUAGAAGAAAUCAAAGCUAUAUUAGGAGAAGUUGUUGAACGAGUUAAUAACAUCGAAUACAAGAAAAAACAAAAGGAGCAAGCAGAAAAACAAAAACUUACUACAACAAACAAACCAACAGUACACGAUGUUGGUCCACCGCCCGAUGAUUAUCGUCUCUUACCUAUCAUUCCCAAUGUCAUGGAAAUUUUAUCGGAAAAACAAGCCUAUCUUCGACCAAACAUCGUCAACGGUGUUUAUGACGACGCUCAGCAAUAUUUAGAUAUUCAUUUUCGUCUUCUUCGUGAAGAUUUUGUCGGCCCAUUACGCCAAGGCAUCCAACUGUAUCGCUCCGGUACUAAGGACAAGAAUUACGAUAUACGUAUUUAUGAAAAUGUUCGCUCACUUGGACCACGACUAAGUCCGCGCUCUGGCAUUGUCUAUGAUUUGCGUUUGGAUGUUGAAUUUGUAAAACGAGUUACAUGGGCGAAUAGUCGACGAUUGAUAUUUGGAAAUCUGUUGGUUUUGACUUACGAUGCAUUUCAAACGUGUGCAUUUGUAACUGUCGAAGAUCGAACAGCAAUUGAAAAAGACUGCAUCGUUUCGGUUAAAACAUUGGGAAAACUAAACAAUUUCGAACAAUCAGAAAUUGAUCUGGAUGCAAUCGAUUCUUCUCAUCAAUUAACUAUGGUGGAAACAACGACUUAUUUCGAAGCAUAUCGCCCUGUUCUCAAUGCUCUACAAGAGAUUGGUGCCGAACAAACUUUUCCUCUAGAACAAUUCCUUCUUAAAUUAACAAACGAAAUGAUUCCACCAGAUUAUGUAACACCGAACACAACUUAUGAUUUCACACCUCUUCUUGUUGAUCCACAGUCAGAAGUUAAAUCAGCUAUCACUUCUCAUGAAAUACGUGUUCAGCGUCGUCUUGGACAAAGAGUUCCACCUGCAUUAAUUGUUGAAAAAGAAUUUCGGAUUCGUUAUCAACAAGUAGAUCGAGUUCCAACUAAAUAUAGGUCGGUGACACUACUGAAGAACGAUCAAUGGCCAACAAGCCAGGAGCUACAUCUCAAUCCAAAACAACGAGAUGCGCUGAUUCUAGCUCUAACAAAUAAAGUUGCACUUAUUCAAGGACCUCCGGGAACGGGUAAAACUUAUCUGGGUGUACGAAUAGCUGAGAUGCUUUUACACAAUCGUCACGUAUGGUGUCCACAGGGUGAACAGUCCACACCGAUCCUGAUGAUAUGUCAUACGAAUCAUGCACUUGAUCAGUUUUUGGAACUAAUUAUCAAACGUUUAAAUAUCAGCGAAGGUAUCGUUCGUGUCGGUAAUCGAUGUCAAAAUACAGUAAUUCAACCAUUUUCUUUACUGAACGCUCGUCGAUCUGCUCGUAAUAGUCGCUCAAUACCUCAUCACAUCUAUCAGCAAAAACAUGCCAUAUUAGAUAGAAAAGCUGAAGCGGAAGAAGCACUAAAGGAGCAUAGCCACAAGAUCGAACAUUCUCGGACAAAUAUUAUACCAUUAACAACAUUUACCCAUAAUUAUAUUAUCGAUAACGUACACCGAUCUUCACUAUUAGCUCCUUACAAUGCUACGCUUGAAGAAGCAGCAUUACUAGAUUGGUUGGGUAUUGGAUGUGAACAAGUAUUCGAAGAUUUCCAUGAUCUCAUGGAUGUGGAGACCAAUAUGUCUGAAUUGAAUCUUAGCGAGAAUAUGGACGAGAAAGAAAGUAAGAAGAGUGAUGAAGCAGUGGAAAAAACAGAUCAAGAAAACAAACCUGUGGAAACUGACGAGUGCAACGCGAAAACAGAUCAAGAAAACAAACCUGUGGAAAUCGAUGAGUGCAAUGCAAAAGCAGAUCAAGUAAACAAACCUGUGAAAAGUGAUGAGUACAACGAGAAAACAGAAGAAAUCAACGAAGAGGAAGAAGAAGAACAACGUCGACGUGACGAACUCGAGAUCGAAGAAGAGGAAUUUAUUCAAUCAAUUGUUUCAAAACCAAAAACAUCCGAACUAAAACCAAAAAAGAACUCCGCAACCACAACUGCAGAUGACAAUGACGAAGGAGAAUGGCAAGUUGUGAAGAAAAAACCGUACAAUCGUCGUCGAUUAAUCCAACAUAUUCUUCAACACCCAACCACAUUAACUGAUGAAACUAUUGGACUUGUCAACAACGAUGUUUGGCAACUUACACUAGCUCAACGUCACGAUUUGUAUCGUUAUUGGUUAUACAAGUAUCAAUGCUAUUUACAUGCUUCCGUUCGUGAUGCACGACGACAGUAUAACCAAGCAGCGGCUGAUCUGGCGACAUAUCUUCAAAAUGAAGACUAUUUUCUUUUGAAAGAUAGUAUCAUUGUUGCAAUGACAACGACCUGCGCUGCGAAAUAUCAUUCAGUACUGGAACAACUUCAAAACAAAAUUGUGAUCGUUGAAGAAGCAGCCGCAAUAUUCGAGCCACAUAUCAUUACCGCAUUAAGUACAAAAUGCGAACAUUUAGUUUUGAUCGGCGACCAUAUUCAGUUACGACCGAAUCCAAGUGUAUAUAAUCUAGCUACGAAAUAUCACAUCGAUGUAUCAUUAUUUGAACGAUUUGUUAACAAUAAAUUCCCCAAUGUUCGAUUAAAUAUCCAGCACCGAAUGCGUCCGGAGAUCGCUCGUAUCAUGACACAUUUCUACGACGAUUUGGAGGAUCAUGAAAGUGUUAAAACUCAACGACCAGAAGUUCGUGGUAUCAAUACUAGCGUUUUUUUUAUUAAUCAUACAAAUCUUGAAACCAAAGUACAAGAUGGAAGUUCGAAGCGAAAUGAAUUUGAAGCCAAAUAUGCCCUUGCGUUAGCGGAAUAUUUGAUCAAACAAGGUUAUCGAGGCGAACAAAUCACAAUCCUUGUUAUGUAUCUCGGCCAACGACAGUAUAUCGCUAAACAAUCAAAGCAUCGCAAGCUCUUACAUGGUGUUCGUAUCACGGUCACCGAUAAUUAUCAAGGAGAAGAAAAUGAUAUUAUUAUACUAUCGUUAGUACGAAGUAAUGCAGAGAGAAGUAUCGGAUUUCUCAAAACAGAUAAUCGAAUUUGUGUGGCUUUAUCACGUGCUCGUUGUGGCUUCUUUAUUAUUGGAAAUAUGAAAUUAUUAGCUGACGUCAGUGAAACAUGGAAGAAAAUCGGUAGAUCGUUAGUUGACAAUGGUGAAAUUGGCAAAGGUCCAUGCCUUUCAUGUCGUCGACAUCCGAACGACAAGUUUAUUGCUGAAAAAGCGGAAUCUUUUGAGCAACGUCCCGAAGGCGGUUGUAACAAACUGUGCGAUGCUCGCUUGAAAUGUGGCCACCAAUGUACACUAAUGUGUCAUAAUUAUGACUUCGAUCACAAAGAAAUUGUCUGUCGAAAGAAAUGUGAUGAAAUCUUACCAUGUACUCAUCGGUGUACAAAACGAUGCCAUGUUCCCAAUCCAACUCAACAUGAUCCUUGUCGAGUGCUUGUUGACAAAACCAUUACACCUUGUGGACAUCAAAUAAAAUUCCAAUGUGCGGUAACACCGACAAUUAACGACUGUCAAAAACCGGUAUCAAAACGUCUUCCUUGUGAUCAUAUCAAUGAUGUUCCAUGUCGUAUCGUUUCAUCGCCAUCAGAAUUGAAACGAUUUUCUUGCCUCACACCUUGUAAUACAAUACUUGCAUGUAAGCAUAAGUGUGCAGGAACAUGUGGACGGUGUCGAACUGGUCAGUUACAUAUUCCCUGUCAACAAAAAUGUGAACGGGAAUUAAUUUGUUCACAUGUCUGCAAAUCAAAAUGUGCUGAAAAUUGCCCGCCUUGUUUACAGCCAUGCCAAACACGUUGUGUUCAUUCGGGAUGUCGAAAGAAAUGUGGUGAAUUAUGUACACCUUGCAAAGAGCCGUGUGCUUACAAAUGUAAACAUUUGGAAUGCACUCGUACGUGCUCUGAACCAUGCAAUCGUGGUCCAUGCAAUGAACCAUGUGAUAAGAAAUUAAAAUGUGGUCAUGAUUGUAUUGGUAUUUGCGGUGAACCGUGUCCUCGUCAAUGUCGUGUUUGCAAUAAACAUAUCGUUCAAGAGAUUUUCUUUGGCACAGAAGAUGAACCUGACGCACGCUUUGUUUUCUUGCCCGACUGCAAACAUUUAUUCGAAGUUACUGCAUUGGACAAAUUUGUGGAAGAUAUAAUCAAUAACAAAAAUGAAAAGGUGGCUAUCCGUUUUCCUGAAUGUCCUCGAUGUAAAACAAAAAUUCGUCGUUGUAAACGAUAUACUCCGAUUAUCAAUCAUGUUCAUAAUCUGAUUGCGAAAGUGAAACAGAGAAUCUUGGGCGAUCAUUCUGAAACAGAAAUAGAACAACGUCGCAAACAUGUAAUUAAAGAUUUCGAUCGAACUCACGAUAAAUUACAGGAAAUGGAUCCUAUAUCAAUACGAACAUUUCGUGAUAUAUUGAACAAUGAAGACAAUCUUUUCUCCGGUGAUAUCAUAACACUUAUAGAAAAUAUUAUGAUAUUCUUCAAUGAAAUCAAUGCACUUCUAACUAAUGGACGACAGAAAUUGUCCAAUAAUAUUUUCGAAGAUUUCGUGAGCGCACCCCUGAAUCAUAUCGUUCGGUAUCUGCUUGCACAUCGUCAACAUCGAAACUUUGCUCCACAACAAAUAAAUGACAUCGAAAAUGAACUAGCGCGUAUUCGUCGUUUAAUCUACAUCGAAACUCUUAUUCGUCUGUUGAUGCCGCAAAUUACGGCUCGUACUUUAAAACCAGAAGAACAAGAUGGUCUCGACACAAUGCAACGCCUGACAAAGAAAACAGGUCCAUUUACUGGACAGGACAAACAACAAUUCGAUGUUCUUGUCAAGAAAUUGGAACAUAUGAACAAUCUGCCUGGUUUGGGUAUAAAUGAAAAAGAACGUAUAACGAUUGUCAGUGCGUUAAAUCUAAACAAAGGUCAUUGGUAUAAAUGUCCAAAUGGUCAUCCAUAUGUCAUUACUGAAUGUGGUGGUGCUAAUCAAGAAAGUCAAUGUCCCGAUUGUGGAGAAAAAAUCGGUGGACAAAAUCAUCGAUUGGUUUCCACUAACAGUCAUUUUGGUUUAAUGGACGGAUCGCAAUAUGCUGCUUGGUCUGACGCAGCUAAUUUGAUGCCUAAUCAAGCUGUUCUCUAG
Adineta ricciae is the source of this 5916-nucleotide messenger RNA. The record is from the annotation of a GenBank genome assembly. Lineage: Eukaryota; Metazoa; Rotifera; Eurotatoria; Adinetida; Adinetidae.